Molecule: messenger RNA, 1325 nt
Organism: Bicyclus anynana (squinting bush brown)
Lineage: Eukaryota; Metazoa; Arthropoda; Insecta; Lepidoptera; Nymphalidae
Product: zinc finger protein draculin-like
Exons: 1
Coding region: 263-1258 (331 amino acids)
Biological process (GO): regulation of DNA-templated transcription
Molecular function (GO): DNA-binding transcription factor activity, RNA polymerase II-specific; RNA polymerase II cis-regulatory region sequence-specific DNA binding
Source: RefSeq, a predicted model, not a curated record
CGCUGUCAUUAGCUGUGGGCCAAAAAAAAAACCAACGCGUUCGCUUCUCUUUUGGAAUUUAUGUUACUGUAACAAGGCUCGCUUUUGUGUUUCACUCGGAAAAACUUUAAGAUUUCGGAUACAAUUAUGUCAACAAUGCGUUAAUUGCUAUAAUAAUAACAAUAAUUGUGUGAUCAAUGUUAUUUUAUGGAGAGAAUAGGCUUUUUUACGGAUCAAUAUCCCGCCCUCAGAAAUGUCUCCGUAGGGGCUAGCGUCACUGCAAAUGGAGACAACAAAGUCUGGCGCAGGAAUUACAGACCACUGGAUUAAAAGUAUGAUGGAGCCGGCCGGCAGCGACAAACAAGUACAGAUCGACAAUAGAUCAUCGGUGAAACGCGAGAAGAUGGCAGAAGCGUACAACGGGCAAGACAACAACAUCAGCUACGAGAUGAAGCAGCCAGAGGGCAGGUACCGUUGCGACGUGUGCGACCUGGCGUUCGAGGGCAUGGAGUAUCUGAUGUUGCACAAAAAGUUCCACGGAAACGACAAAGACGCCAUGGCCGUGGAGCCCGAUCCCCCGGCGGCGAAAGAGGGCCCGAAAAAACGCCGCAAGUUCAAAUGCGACCAAUGCGACGUGAAAGUCAACUCCCAGUACCACCUAGACAUCCAUCGCAGCAAGCACGAAGGUAACGCUUCCAAAAAGUUUAUAUGUCAAGUAUGCGACCGCAGUUUCGUCGCUGCACAGUUCCUAAAAAGCCAUAUGCAGUCUCAUUCUUCCACGAGCACUAUCAACUGUGAGAUUUGUAACAAGAAUUUCACAGGGCAAGCGUACUUGAAACUUCACAUGCAGCUACACAAUGACAUAAAGAAGUUCAAAUGUUCCAAGUGUGACGAGAUGUUCCCAACCAAGAACUGUUUGAAGAUUCACAUGAAGAAACAUACGAAAGUCAAAAAUUUCAAAUGUGACUGCUGUCACAAGUUGUUUGUCUCCAAAAUUACUAUGGAGAAGCAUCGCCAGAGCCACGAAGGGCAGCCAAUGGACUGUCACGUCAAAUGUACUCAAUGUGACCGGACUAUGCACUCUUCAUUGGUCCGGACUCACAUUGCCCGAGCUCACCCUUCGACCAUAGAUGAUGACGUCAAGAGACCCCACAAAUGUAUGACGUGUGGCAAAAGUUUUAUCGUUAAGAUCAAUCUCAAUCUUCACAUCAGAGUGUGUCAUCCGGACCUUGCUGAGCCUGAGGACGAGGACGAUGAUGUCAUGACGGACAAUUCUUAGUUUUAGUUUUAGCUAUAUAUCAUGUAUUACUAUUAAUAAAUAAUUAUACUUUUUUAUGCUAACAUUA